UUAAAGGCCAUGAAAAAACUUUUUACAUAAGUGGGUCAAGAACUUAUGAACGGUGUUGCUUAAAGUCAAAUUUCAAUAAAUUUGAAGAUUUUAUUAUCUGCAAUACAUGAUAACGUUUAAAAGAUUCAGAAAAUUCAGAGUUCAGUUCUUGUGAUCUUUGGGACCAGAAACCACACUCAGCCUUCGCUGGUGCACAAAAGCUUGUUCUGACACAGAGAACUGGAAAACUGUUCUGACGUUAAUGAUGCUGCACUGCUAACUUCCAUAGACUUCCAUAGACACUAACACUAACCGGACACUUUAUUAGGUACACCCUACUAUGUGAAAGAUAGAAGACAAGCACGCAAUUUAGGAAAAAUGCUGCCAAUUUUAAAUUUGAAAAAUAGCAAAGCAAAAGCUCCAAGCUUAAUUUUAAAGUUUUUCCAAAUAAACGCAUCCACUUUAUUAUGCCCGCUAACGUAUUAUAGAAAAAGGAAAUGAGAUGUAAAUAAUGACAUUUUGUCCUGUGAGUUAAAAUACUUGUUUGUUCCUUUCAGUAAAAGCCUGGUGCAAAAUAUAGUUUAAGUGAUACAGUGUAAGUUCAGUCAGUGAAACUGCAGCAGGAGCUUCUCAGUGUUUGUUCUGCUGUGUCGAGUUAAAAAUAAAAAACAAGGAACAGCUGAAAUCAUUUUCUACAUUUUGCCACCAGGUGUCUGCCUCUCUCGUUUUACACAACUUAAAAUUAGGAACGUUUGCACCAAGACCCCCCAUCCUGUUUAGAAUAACUUCCACACACACACAAACACGCCAUAAUCACCUCCCUCCCACCUUCAAAGGUGACUGAGUUGGUGUGUGAAGGCAGCUGAAAUUUAGUCUAUGAGGAGCUUCGCCUGACUUCAUCAUGGGUUUUUCUCUCUACCUCCUGACUCUGCAUCUUCUCCUUUCCCGCUGCACAGCUAACUGGUGUUAUCAAAACCAGAAUGCCUGUGAUGAACCAUGCAGAGACCCCAACCACUGGGCUACUCAAUUCCCUAAAUGUGGAGGGUUACGCCAGUCACCGAUUAACAUUGUGACCAGCAAAGUCCACAUCGACAUCGCCCUGUCACCUUUCAACUUCAUUGGCCACACCGACACAAUCAACAUGACAGUGGAAAACAAAGGGCACUCUGCCCACUUUGCUUUGCCGCCGUCUGUUCGAUUCAUUGGGGGAGCUCUGCCAGGUCACUACAGAGCCGCCCAAUUUCACCUCCACUGGGGAGGGAAUGGGAGACCAGGAUCAGAGCACACCAUUGACGGAGAGAGAUUCCCCAUGGAGAUGCACAUAGUCCACAUUAAGGAGCCGUACAGCUCUCUGGCAGAGGCCGAACAUGACACAGCAGGUAUAGCUCUGCUCGCCUUCCUGUUUGAGGAAACAGCGGACGAUCAUCCUCAUUUGGACACAGUAAUAGAUGCGCUGGGCCGAGUACAAAACAACGGCAGCAUCACAGUGAUCCCAAACUUUAGACUCAGUGACAUUAUCCCAGCUGCAAAGGACCUACAAGGUUACUACCGCUACGUGGGCUCCAUGACAACGCCGGGAUGUGAGCAGGCAGUUGCCUGGACAGUGUUUCACAGGAAGCUGGCCAUCAGUAGUCGACAGCUGGAUGCGAUAGUUAAGCAGUGUCGCUUUUGGACAGGGCAGCCCAUGACUGACAUUUUCAGACCUACGCAGCCGCUGGAUGGCAGGAUUGUGUACUCCUCAAAGUCGGGUACAGCUCAGACAACUGCGACACAUUUUUGGUGUCUGUUUUUAUCAUUUGUGACUGUUACGCUGGGUCUGGCACACUGAACGAGCGGCAAGAAAUGGGCAUAGUCUUCAAGUCUGAACAGUGAAACCAACGCACAAAGUCUUAAAUCUGCAUUUUUUCUAAUGGCCAGCAGGGAGUGAGUUCUCAAAGUCUGAUUGUAUAUAUAGUUCUGUGAAAAAGUAUUUGCCCCCUCCCCCCUUUAUAACCCUUUCCUUGGGUUAUAACUUCAGUAAACAUUUUCUUGAUGAAUCUUAGUCACAUGAUAAAGCAUGAUGUAUCGUUAGUAAGUAAUGGUCCCUUUUUUAGUUAAACAGAAGAUAAGUACAUAGAGCUAGAUACACACAGCUCAGCCUUCCUCUGUAGAUCAGAGGGUAUGCAAAAAUUAGAGAUGCAAAGAAAUUGUUUUUUAAAAAUGCCACUGCUUCCUUUAGAGGAACUGGUCUCAGUCUCCAAACUAAUUCGGUAGUGGUGUGAAAAUGAUCCAGGCAAGUUUUGACUAAAAUGUGAGUGCACUCUGCUCCUGUAGCCUGAUGUCCCAGCUAUGGUGGAGCAUGCAAAGAGUGGCAGCUUCCACAGUAAUACUAGUUAAAACAGCUAGCUGGGCGUGUUUCAUAAAUGCAAACAUAUAUGUGCUAUUUAAGAAGACCUUCUUCCUAUAUUUACUUUCUUCCUCCCCACCUUAGACAUAUCUGAGCUACAUGAACGUUUUCUGGUGAUUUGAAGGGAUGCAUGGUGAUUCUUUGGGAUUUUUCUCUUUGUGGAAAGAAACUGAAACAAAGAAAAACAAACCAAUCAACUGAUUCAGACCAAAUUAAAACUUUGAAACCAUAAAACAGCACCAUCUUCAUCUCAAACAGAAAUUUGUAUGAUGAUCAAAUUUAAUUAGGACAUUCAAUUAAGUUCAGUUUUAUUUAUAUGGCGACAAAUCACAACAACAUCACAGCAGUUGCCUCAAGGCGCUUAUAUAAAGAUGUCACACUGGCAGCGUUAUUCUUUCUUUAACUUUGCCAUCUUAAGCAUGUAAGCAUGCUGACUUCAGCUGAAGUCACCCAGCCGCUAACAUGGCAGUAGAUUUGAAUUUGAAAGUAUUACUAACUGUAAUUAUGUCAGUAUUUCUGACCUAGGAAACAGAAAUCCAACAUAGUAUGUGUGUGAGCUUUAGUAACCUGCAGCACUUAGGGCUUUAGAGACCUUUUUUUUCAUGGGGGGAGGUCAGUUUUUAAUAUUCAUGUUUUAAUGCUUUAUAUUAACACUUAUUUUCUCCUAGAUAUUUUUGUGGACAAAAGUAAUAAACAGAUAUAUAGAAUUAGAGGUUUAACAUAUUUUUCAAAACAUGAGAGACUCUUAAAAUAUUAACCUUUAUUCUACUAUUUUUGUUAUUGCUUUUCAUGUAUAUAUAUUUGUAUCUUUGUUGUUUAGAGAGUUUAACAAAGUAUUUGGUAAUUAAGGCAUCUCAUAAAUGUACCCAUUUUAAUUAAGAUCUAAACUCCAGCAAUCCUCCAGCAAUCCAACGAGCAGGGAUAGCUCAGUAGGUUGAGUGGACGCCCCAUGAUCGGAAGGUCGGGGGUUUGAAUCCACUGAACGGCUACCCUGAGGUACCACUAAGCAAGGUACUGUCCCUACAAACUGCUCCCUGGUGCGCCUGCUUAGUGGCUUCACUGAGUGAAUGGGUCAAAUGCAGAGAGAGUAAUUUCCCCACGGGGAUCAAUAAAGUAUACAUUAUUAUUAUUAAUCCUCUGCCAGAGUAAUAAUUUGUUCUUGACUUCUUAUGAUGUGCAAAAUCCACAUCUGUAUAUGAUGAACAGUCAUGAAAAACAUGCUGGGUGAAAAUAUAAAGCCAAAACUUCACAGUCAGUAAACUAACAGCUGACGUCAGUGGAUUUAUCUGAACCCUUAAGGUACUGUGAGUGAGACUGAUUUUACCAAUUUGGAUUUCUACUGAUUCAAUUAGAUCAGUUUAAAAUUAAUGAAACUGACUGUUUUAAGCACCAUGGGAAUAAAUCUGCCUUGCAGUUCAUUCUGCCCUGGUCAAUUGUGUUUAUCAUAGCUGACUGUUAGUAACUUUGUUCCUAUACAACAGGAAACCAUGCUUGCAUUACAUGACUUCACUGGUUAACGGCCACACUGGAGCAUUUAAAUAAACAGGAUUUGAUUGGCUGACAGCUGCACUGGCACUUCAGAGUUUCUCUCAAUUGUCAGCGCAGGUGUGAAUCCUGCCUAAACCUGCCAUAAAGUAAUGUUGGAUCCACUUAUGUGACAUAAAUAAAUACACGUUCUUGUCUGUGCA
This is a messenger RNA of Oreochromis niloticus (Nile tilapia), 4053 nucleotides long. RefSeq names its product carbonic anhydrase IV c (gene ca4c). The record is from RefSeq and is a predicted model, not a curated record. The transcript has 8 exons. The coding region runs from base 881 to 1807 and encodes 308 amino acids. Gene Ontology annotation, molecular function: carbonate dehydratase activity; zinc ion binding. Gene Ontology annotation, cellular component: plasma membrane. NCBI's taxonomy places the organism in Eukaryota, Metazoa, Chordata, Actinopteri, Cichliformes, Cichlidae.